Phlebotomus papatasi is the source of this 1551-nucleotide messenger RNA. RefSeq names its product mevalonate kinase. The record is from RefSeq and is a predicted model, not a curated record. Gene Ontology annotation, cellular component: cytoplasm. The transcript is spliced from 5 exons. Bases 98 to 1303 code for a protein of 401 amino acids. Gene Ontology annotation, biological process: cholesterol biosynthetic process; isoprenoid biosynthetic process. Lineage: Eukaryota; Metazoa; Arthropoda; Insecta; Diptera; Psychodidae. Gene Ontology annotation, molecular function: mevalonate kinase activity; ATP binding.
CGAACUGGAAGUUUGUGGAAAAUAGUGCUGGAAGUUUGGAAAUUUCUCAAAGAUUUCUCAUGAAAAUUUAGCCAGUUCUUGUCCAGGGGAAUAAAAUAUGGUGAAGUUUGAGGUAUCUGCUCCUGGAAAGGUGAUCCUCCAUGGAGAACAUUCCGUUGUUUAUGGGAAACCAGCUGUGGCUGGAGUUGUUCAAGUGAGAAACACUCUUAAACUCGAGGUAAAUGACAACAAAUCCGUUGAGAUUUGCUUCCCAAAAAUCGGUUUAGAUGUAGUGACUUUUCCCCUUGAAGUCAUCAAUAAAUUAUUGAGUACUUGUACUGAGAAAUAUGGUGCCUUAAAGCUCCCGGAAAGCAUUAACCAUGGCGUCUUUCUCGGUGAAGUUCAGCAAUUUGUCCGGGAAAAUGUUACAGGGAUUAGUAAAAAUGAUCUGGAUACGAGAGAAUUAAAUUCUCUGUCUGCCACAGUCUACCUCUUGAUGGGAAUUCUGAUUGAGGGAAAAACUGAGAACCUUCAAAAGGGAUUCACGAUAAACUUGAAGACGGAAAUGAGUGUUGGAGCAGGAUUGGGAAGUUCUGCGAGUUUUGGGGUUUGUCUGGCGGCAGCUUUCUACUUUUUGAUCAGGUUGCUUGAAAAGGAGAGCUUCCUGGAAGACUUUCAAAAUCUCAGUGAGACGCAACAGCACGAUGUCAAACAGAGAAUUUCAACUUGGGCUUUCUAUUCUGAGAAAAUUAUGCAUGGAAAUCCUUCGGGAUUGGACAAUACUAUUUGUACUUUUGGGAAUGUGGUUAAAUUCUACAAAGGACAUCCUCCAGUUGACAUCAAAUUGGCCUGUUCUCUGCCCAUUCUCCUCGUGGAUUCGGGCGUAGGACGUAGCACUGCGAAACUUGUGGAGAAAGUCACUGAUUUGCGAGCUAGACACACAAAACUCGUGGACAAUAUCUUUGAGGCUAUGAAGUAUCUGGUUGAGGAUGCCGUUGACAUUCUUGAACACAUCACUCACAUUUCAGAUACUGAAAACUUCCACAAAUUGGAGAAUCUCGUGUCCAUGAACAAUAAUCUCCUGAGAUCUCUGGGUGUUUCUCAUCCGGCUCUGGAGAAAAUCUUUGUUAUUGCUGAAAAAUACGGGUUUCACGCUAAAUUGUCUGGAGCCGGUGGAGGAGGAUUCGCCAUGAUCCUUCUGCCCAGUUGGAACAUCCAUGAAAUGAAGAAUUUCAGGCAGCUCAAGGAUGAUCUUGAGAAAAAUAAUUUCCAAUGGAUUCUCACUGGAUUGGGCGGCGAAGGAUUGACUUUCAGGAAUCUCUGACCAAAUGAUCUUUCCCUGAAGAUUAAGCGAAUAUUGUGUCUCGGAUUAAACAAACCGUUAAAUUUUUAAAUAUUCAGUUGUGUCUAGGCUAAAAUACACUGAGAAAAAAUAUUGGGAAAAUGCAUUAUUAAAAAAAAGGUGAAAAAGUAUUACUGUGAAAGACAAUUGAUAUUUGUGGUUGGGAAGCUGAAGGAAAACUUUUUUAAAUGGAUUUUUAUGGAAAAAAUAAAUUAUAUUUUGCGGCUAAA